Molecule: messenger RNA, 1044 nt
Organism: Penicillium pulvis
Lineage: Eukaryota; Fungi; Ascomycota; Eurotiomycetes; Eurotiales; Aspergillaceae
Product: recombinase RAD51
Exons: 4
Coding region: 1-1044 (347 amino acids)
Biological process (GO): mitotic recombination-dependent replication fork processing; reciprocal meiotic recombination; DNA strand invasion
Cellular component (GO): condensed nuclear chromosome
Molecular function (GO): double-stranded DNA binding; ATP hydrolysis activity; ATP-dependent DNA damage sensor activity
Source: RefSeq, a predicted model, not a curated record
AUGUCAGCCGAUCAUGAGACCCAAGGCGACAUGGAUGAGAGCCAACUUCCGGGCCCUGGUGCCCCAACCCCGCUCUCUGCGCUUGAGGGUGUUGCGGGAUUGAGUGGGAGAGAUAUCAAGUUGUUUGUCGAUGCUGGAUACCACACCGUCGAGGCAGUGGCUUACACGUCGAAGCGAUUACUGGAGCAGAUCAAGGGAAUCUCGGAGCAGAAGGCUACUAAGAUCUUAGUUGAAGCUGCAAAAUUAGUUCCCAUGGGAUUCACAACGGCGACCGAGAUGCAUGCCCGACGAAGUGAGCUCAUAUCCAUUACAACAGGAUCCAAGAGGCUCGACACCCUCCUAGGUGGUGGUGUCGAGACUGGCUCAAUUACCGAGAUUUUUGGUGAAUUUCGAACGGGAAAAAGUCAGAUCUGUCAUACACUUGCGGUUACCUGUCAGUUACCCUUUGAUAUGGGUGGCGGCGAAGGAAAGUGUCUAUACAUCGACACGGAGGGAACCUUUCGACCUGUCCGGCUUCUUGCCGUAGCACAGAGGUUUGGCCUUGUGGGAGAGGAAGUUCUCGAUAAUGUGGCAUAUGCCCGUGCCUAUAACUCCGACCAUCAGCUGCAGCUGCUCAAUCAGGCGUCUCAGAUGAUGUGCGAGACCCGAUUUUCGCUCCUUGUGGUUGACUCGGCGACCGCGUUGUAUCGGACAGAUUUCAACGGACGUGGAGAGUUGUCAUCCAGACAGACACACCUUGCUAAAUUCAUGCGCACAUUACAGCGCUUGGCUGAUGAGUUCGGCAUUGCGGUUGUGAUCACGAACCAGGUUGUGGCGCAAGUUGACGGUGGCCCCAGUGCGAUGUUCAACCCCGAUCCCAAGAAGCCUAUUGGAGGUAACAUUAUUGCCCAUGCCAGUACAACACGACUUAGCUUGAAGAAAGGUCGCGGUGAGACUCGAGUGUGCAAAAUUUACGACAGCCCGUGUCUUCCAGAAAGUGAUUGUCUCUUUGCAAUCAACGAAGAUGGCAUUGGUGACCCUAACGAGAAGGACAUGGAAGACUGA